Molecule: messenger RNA, 1185 nt
Organism: Aspergillus sclerotioniger CBS 115572
Lineage: Eukaryota; Fungi; Ascomycota; Eurotiomycetes; Eurotiales; Aspergillaceae
Product: GSK family serine/threonine-protein kinase
Exons: 7
Coding region: 1-1185 (394 amino acids)
Biological process (GO): protein phosphorylation; signal transduction
Cellular component (GO): cytoplasm
Molecular function (GO): ATP binding; protein serine/threonine/tyrosine kinase activity; protein serine/threonine kinase activity
Source: RefSeq, a predicted model, not a curated record
AUGUCACAGAAUAGACCUGGGGUAUUCUCGAGUCUGCGCAUGGGUGAAGUCGUCCGCGAGAAAGUCCAGGAUGGACUCACAGGGGAGACGAAGGAAAUUUCCUAUUCACAAUGUAAAAUCGUUGGCAAUGGAUCGUUUGGGGUCGUCUUUCAAACGAAGAUGAUGCCCAGCGGCGAAGACGCUGCUAUUAAACGGGUCCUUCAAGAUAAACGAUUCAAAAAUCGUGAGCUUCAGAUCAUGCGGAUCGUGCGCCACCCGAAUAUUGUAGAGCUGAAGGCGUUUUACUACUCCAACGGGGAAAGGAAAGACGAAGUUUACUUGAACCUCGUUCUCGAAUAUGUACCAGAGACUGUCUAUCGAGCAUCGCGUUAUUUCAACAAGUUGAAGACUACCAUGCCGAUGCUGGAAGUCAAGCUGUACAUCUAUCAACUAUUCCGUUCCCUGGCCUACAUCCACUCGCAGGGCAUCUGCCAUCGUGAUAUAAAACCACAAAAUCUCUUGCUCGACCCAAACACCGGCAUUCUGAAGCUGUGCGACUUCGGCUCUGCUAAGAUCCUGGUUGAGAAUGAGCCUAAUGUUUCGUACAUCUGCUCCCGCUACUACCGCGCACCAGAGCUGAUUUUCGGCGCAACCAACUACACCACGAAAAUUGACGUAUGGUCUACUGGUUGCGUGAUGGCCGAAUUGAUGCUAGGGCAACCACUCUUCCCAGGAGAAUCGGGGAUUGACCAACUCGUGGAGAUCAUCAAAGUUUUGGGCACUCCUACGCGGGAACAAAUCCGCACCAUGAAUCCCAACUACAUGGAACACAAGUUUCCCCAGAUCAAGCCUCACCCCUUUAAUAAGGUUUUCCGGAGAGCUCCCCACGAGGCCAUCGACCUGAUCUCUGCCCUGCUCGAAUAUACACCGACGCAACGUCUCUCUGCUAUUGAAGCGAUGUGCCAUCCAUUCUUUGACGAACUUCGGGAACCUAACACCCGGUUGCCCGACUCACGGCACCCGAAUGGCUCCACAAGGGAACUCCCUAACCUGUUCGACUUUUCGAGGCAUGAGCUUUCUAUCGCGCCCGCAAUGAACAGCCGGCUGAUCCCUCCUCAUGCGCGUCCUGCACUUGAGGCUCGCGGGUUAGAUAUUAACAAUUUCAAACCCCUCACGAAGGAAGAAAUGAUAGCGCGCCUUGACUGA